GGCCGUCACUGGUUUUGCGCAAAAUAUUCGAUUGAUCCCAAGAAGGCCUCGCUGCUGCAGAGGCCAUGUCACCUCUCUUACUUCAUCACUUUUGCAAUUGACACUGACCAGCAGCAUGAACAACCAACCCCUUCCGACCCUCGAGUUUGUCAAGACCGGCUUCCUCUUCAAGCGUGGGGCGGGCGGCCUCUUUGGGCGCAAGAACUGGAAGCCGCGCUACUUUGAGCUCACCGACUCGACUUUGCGCUACUACAGCUACCAGAAGGGCAAGAAAAAGGGCGAGGUGCGCCUUGACGGCAUUGGGCGCGACGCCAUUGAGGUCAUGCCGGCCGACUCUAAGAAGACUGGGACGUCCAAGUCGACGAUCUGGCGCAUUGCUGUCCAGACGCCCAAGCGUCGACUGCUUCUCGCUGCGUCGACCGAGUACGAAAUGAACGAGUGGAUUUACGCGCUAUCGCGCGUCGUCAAGGGCGGCCUCAAGCACCGGCACUCGGACAUGACCAACUACAACCCAAGCAAGCGCACGGACAUUGCUGCGCGCGCCGAAUCCUUCUAGCUCAACUUGAUAUUUAUGAACAACUAAUGUGAUGUAUUCCUCUUGUGA
This is a messenger RNA of Saprolegnia diclina VS20, 604 nucleotides long. RefSeq lists its product as hypothetical. The coding region runs from base 116 to 556 and encodes 146 amino acids. The transcript has a single exon. The record is from RefSeq and is a predicted model, not a curated record. NCBI's taxonomy places the organism in Eukaryota, Oomycota, Saprolegniomycetes, Saprolegniales, Saprolegniaceae.